Messenger RNA from Nezara viridula (southern green stink bug), 9006 nucleotides. NCBI's taxonomy places the organism in Eukaryota, Metazoa, Arthropoda, Insecta, Hemiptera, Pentatomidae. The record is from the annotation of a GenBank genome assembly.
CUUAACUAACCGUCUUUGACAUUAGUGUUUUGUCGAAGUUUAGGAACGACAGUUCUUUUGAUAAGAGUUGUUAUUUAUUUUAGUCAGUUUUCAGUUAUUGCUGAAAUGAAUUGUGUUAAGUGCCAGAAUUUUAAAUCAUUUCCGUUGACGUUAUGAUACGUAUGUUAGCGCGAUGUGGUAGAUAGUUUAAUUUUUAAUUAACAUGUAAAGCAGCCUCCAUGCUUUUCAUGAAUGAAAGAAGUCUGGUUUUAGUAAGCUGAUGAAAGGAAAGUCUUGAAAAUAUGACUAGAUGGUUCGUAUCCCUGUGCCUACAAAGGGUAGUUCUUCCUCUGGCACUUCUUGCAGGUGUUACGCUUCGACAAAAUGCCCUUUCUGGUUUAUACCUUUUCGUUCUAUUAUGGAUACCUUUUAUUCCAGUUCCUACAUCCAAGUCGAUGGCUGGAAUUUCUGGCCAUUUCCAAAAAGCUGUUGUUGCGCUUCCCUCAAUUAAUUUGUUGGCAUCUAUUGCAUUCCAACUUGUAUUGGCAUUUGGAUUUCCACCAUACGGCAGCCUCGUGGAACCAACAUGUGGAAUGUUGGAGAGGAUAUUAAGACAUGUAGGUCUAGUAAGACUUGAUCAUUUAGCUUUUAUCGACCGAAUAAUACUGAUAGGUCCAGAUGUUGUAGUGCUGGUAACCUCUAUUGUUGUCUAUACUAUUUCAUCAAAACUAAAUCCCCACAACUUGCUCACUGAUGAAAUGUUGCCAGUUUCUGAGCCUCCUCACCAUAACGAAGAGAGUGCCUCAUCGAAUGAUAACACUGCAUCACAGAGAAGAAUGGCAAUUUUAACCAUGUUUGGCAAGUAUAUCUGCUUAAUGAUGAUGUGUCUCGCUGGGAUCUUGAGGCCCUCCAUUCUUUCGGGCUUCUAUUACUUAUCGUUCCUGAUACUGGCUACGAGCUGGGCUUGCAAUAUGCAGCUUGGUCGAUUCUUCGCCUGGUAUUGUCGCCUCCUCAUGGUAUUCCUCAUGGGCCAUAUUAUCGCUCUUUACCUCUACCAGAUGGAGUGGAUUCAAGAAUUGCUUCCUCCUGACUCACCUAUUCCAAGGUAUUUAGGUCUGACAGCCCUUCUUGUGACUGAUUGCAAUGAAGAUCCCCGCCUUACCCAUAUGAAUACUCUUGAAUGGGCUUCAUUUGUAAACCCAAUCGUUCUCAUAUUACUUUAUUAUUUACUCUGCUUUGAAUCUGAUGCAAUCAUCAAUGCCCCGGAGCCAGGCACCAAUUUGGAUCCCAGACAAAAUAAUGAGGUGUUGACUGAAUCAACGCCUCUGAUCCGAGGAAGAGAAUCUUUGUACAGAAGGACUCCUCCAAGGAGAGGAGUGUUACAAGAUUCAAGAGGAAGUGGUGCGACUCUUACAGAAGUCUCGGAUGAUUUAAAAGCUCCAGAAGACACUAUAAAUGAUGUCCAAGCUGAAAGAAUCCCACUUCAAGAAAUAAAGAAUGGUGGACAUGAAAGACACCCUCGUCACAGGCAAGAAGCAACAGGCAUGUUGGAUGUUAUAAUCAAUGCUGGACUUACAAUAGCACAACUUCUUGCACAGUCAUCUUAUAUUGCAACAAAUGUUAUCAUGAUGACUUGGAGUAUUGCGUAUCACAGCUGGCUGACUUUUGUGCUGCUUCUUUGGGCUAGCAUCAUGUGGCUUAUGCCAAAUCAGAGAAGAGCCAUGCUCCGCUCCUCUCCAUUUCUUGUGCUCUAUGCAAUUUUUCUUCUUUUGGCCCAGUACAUUUAUGGUAUGAAUCUGACUGAGGAGGAGCUGCCUCAGACUAUACAAGGCCUCAACCUCAAGCAGAUAGGCUUUGAGAAGAUCACCCAUCUUCCUGUAAAACCGCUUCUCAUUAAGACACUAUUUACCCUCAUGUUCUGGAUAACAUUGAAGCAGUACGUCAUUGAGAAGAGGGAAGCUAGAAACCAGUCUGCAAUGGCUGAUAUUGCAGCACCUCUUCAGAUCGGAGUUGGAACAGCAACAGGGCUUGGUGAUGAAUCUCAAACAAGAACAAGCCAGCUGAUAAAAAACAUUGGUGAAUUUUGUCGCGGCUUGCUGACAAAGUUUUGGAUAUGGAUUGUGGCAUCUGUGCUCUUCACAUUUGGAAUAGUCGGAGAAAGGAUGACUAUUUUCAGAAUAGUUUAUAUGGCAUUGGCAUUGUUGUUCAUCCUCACUUUCCAGAUAUCUUGGACAUUAUGGAGGAAAUUGAUGUAUGGAUUUUGGCUAAUACUUAUUAUAUAUUCCAUGCUCAUUCUUGUCAUGACUUACACUUAUCAAUUUGAUCAUUUUGGCGAAUACUGGGAGCGCUAUCUACAUGUUGAUGAAAAACUGCAAAGAGAUAUAGGAUUAGAACGUUACGAAACAACUGAUUUGUUCUUCAAACUAUUUAUUCCAACUUUCUUUGUAAUCAUCACAGUCAUUCAGCUGUAUUAUUUCCACGAAGACUUCUUGGCUAUUUCAGACAUCAAGAGCAGGGGAACUAGUUCUGUCAGGAGAGCUCGGGUAUCUUCCGCUUCAGACGGAACACAAAAUAUUACUGGACAUGUUGACGAAAAAAUGUCUGAUGGGUCUCCACUUCCUCUGCCGCCACCAGGGAAACAAACAAUGAAUUUUAAAUUAAGAAAAGCUCUCAGAGAGAUGACAUUCCAGUCUGUUACCCACUCCCUUUCAAAAUGGUAUUCAAAUUUUAUUGAGUUUACUUUUUUGGCGCUUGAGCUUCAUAUUAUCAAAGCUGUUAUGCUGACAGUGAUGUUGGUCGCUAUAUAUAAUGUUUGUGCUCUUCACAUGCUGUUUGUAGUGAUGACAGUUGCAUCACUGAUGUUUGGUAACAAUAUACAGAUCAUUGUUGCCCAUUCAAUGUCAUUUUUUGCAUCUAUCGUUCUACUCGCUAAAAUGAUUUACCAGAUUGAGUAUAUAGAGCAUGCGAGGUUUAAUGUAUCCUGUGAAAAUGAUAAUAUGACUUACAACACUGCUAAAUGGGUUGGGUUUGAGAAAACUGGCAGUGAUUCAUCACUUGUGUCUCUAUUAUCAGGAUAUAUUGCUAUAAUUUUAAUAGUUACAUUUCAUGCUGUUGUAUUGACCCGGCAGAAUUACCAAAGGCAUCUGAAGGGCAGAUCUCUUGUACGGCCACUAAUAAUUUUCCCUGGCAUUACCUUUGUACAUGCUGAAAAGAACUUAUUGUAUUGUGUCAAAUAUUUGAUAAAUUAUGUCUUCUACAGAUUUGGUAUUGAGCUAUGCUUGAUUGCUUGUGUUAUAUUGAUUGGUACUAGAAUGGAUAUAUAUGCAUGUAUAUAUGCGAUAUGGAUCUUUUUGUUGAUAACACCAAGGCGUUCAGUUUUGUCAGUUGUAUGGCCUAUUCUUACAAUUUUCAUUGCCAUAUCAAUACCUUUUCAAUAUUCGUUAGUCGUUGGGCUACCACCAUUUCUUUGUUUUAAUUAUCCCUGGGUGUACCUAGAAGCUUUCCUUAACCAUAUAGUGCAUGUCAUUAUCAAUGGAAAGUCAAUAUCUGAUUUAUCAACCAUCUCAUACCCUUGGGAUGAAAAGUCACAGACAAUGAACAGCUUUAGAGAAUGGUUCUAUCUUCCUGAUGAUUUUGAUCCUCCACCAUCUUACAAAAUUAUCUGUGACUUUCUUGUGUUUAUGCUGGUUUGCCGCCAAGGAGUUGUGUUCAGGAUAGAGAGGAAACAUAUUGAUGGAUCAUAUCCUGGUGGAACUAACAAAAGCAUUGUGGACCAGAACGAAGAAGAGCAGUUUGUCAAUCCUACACCCGAUUUCAUUUCUUAUACAAGAUCUUACCUUGAUGUUGUGAAGAGGAUUGUGUUUCAAGCAUUUCUGUGGAUUACAUUGGCUAUAGUGUUCCUGGCGGGUACGAAUAGGGUCAACCUCUUCUCAUUAGGUUACCUAAUUGGAGCUUUCAUCUUCCUCUGGCAGGGAAAUGAUCUUUACUUGAGACCAGUAAAGACUAUUUUGAAAUGGUGGAACUGGUUGAUAAUUUUCAAUGUUGCUGUGAUAUUUAUCAAAACUGUUCUUCAAAUGUUGGGCUGUCUCUAUAUACAGUAUUUAAAAGACAAUGCAUGUUGGAUGGUCCAACUUCUUGGCAUAGCUUGUAUUAAGAAGUUUGGUGGACAAGCACCAACCCCUCGUGGAGCUUUUGAUCCUGUUGAGUGUGAGGUUUAUCAAGGUGACAUUGGCCUUUUUUGGGACAGUCUAUGCUUCACUUUUCUCAUUUUACAACGCAGACUGUUUAAUAGUUAUUAUUUCUUUCAUAUUAUCGAUGAAGCAAAAGCUAUGUCCAUUCUUGCAUCAAGAGGAGCUGAACUAAUUGAAGAAUUAAGUCAAAAGAGAAUUUUUGAGCAGCAAGAAACAGAAAAGAGAAUUUUGGAGAAGAUUAAGAACAAAAUGGAUAGGAUUAAAGCCUCACAAAAGAAAUUCCAAGGUCCAACUUAUAAAGAGCCUACUAAUCAUUUCCAAGCUAUCAGGUCAGGAGAUUAUUACAUGUUCGACGAUUUUGAAGAAGAGUUGGACAUAAUUAGCGAGAGUGAAUCUUCCUCAGAGGAUAGUGAUGUACUAAUCGAUAAAGAAAGGCAAAGCGUCGGAAGGUUCCUAAGGGAUUUCAUGAAAACCGACAUGGAUACCGCAGCUGACAAAGCUUUGUUGGUCGACGAGCGCGCACGGAAAAAGAGUCUCCUCCGGCGAAGCUCGGUCCCGCUGCCAAGUACUGCUAAGCCUAUGAAGAAGACUGCCUCCUCCCUUCCUGACUCACCUCAUAAACUAUCCAAAAUAAUGGAAGCCCUUGAGCCUAAACCAGGAACAAGUCGUGAAGGAGAUGACAAGGAUAAGUCGGAUGAUGAUAGAGAAAAGAGAAUUCAAUUUGGUGAUGAUGAUAGCAUUGACGAGGAUGACUUGUCAAUUUCAGAUGAACCCCUUCCGCCUUCAUUGAAAUCAAAAAUUAUAAGCGUCAUUAAAUUUAUUAUCGCUUUUAUUAACAGCAUUAUGGUAACACUUACAGUUUAUUUAAACAAAUUUUCAAGGGAUUACCGUUUCGUUAUGAAAACUUUAACAAUAGAGAAAAAACAGCUGAAGUCAAUCAAGAACUUUGGAAGUGGUACAAGGCGUGGAUCGAACAAAAUGUGGGAACCUCUCCCAAAAACACUAACAUUGAAAUCUAAAUCAAGCCCAAUGUCUAUGCAAGACUUUGAACAGGUCGAUGAACUAGACAAAAAGGCACAACCACCUGUCGUGAGGCUUUUGAUGGCCGUCUGGUACGUGAUAUUAUCUCACUCUGAACUUGUUUGCUACUUCAUUAUCUUUCUGCAUCAGAUCAGAUCACCUACGAUUCUAUCGUUGCCACUUCCCCUCAUGGUAUUUCUCUGGGGCACGCUCACAGUUCCGAGACCUUCAAAGACUUUUUGGGUUACCAUCAUCGCUUAUACUGAGAUAGUUGUUAUUGUAAAGUGCAUGUUCCAAUUUGAAAUGAUACCUUGGAACUCGAAGCUGAUUCCGGACAAUACGCCUUUUGCACUUCCAAGAAUAUUGGGUAUUGAGAGGCAGCCAGGGACAUAUGCCUAUUAUGACUUACUGUUAUUACUGGUAGUCUUUUUCCAUAGGUUAAUGCUUAAAUCCCUUGGUUUGUGGAAAGUUUCUACUUAUUCAACCGGGUCAAAAAGCUCAUUCGAUUCAGACAUAUCCGACUUGGAAAGUUACAAGACUGACGAAGGAACUAUGCUUGAUGGACCUAAGGAUAAAGAUAAACCUAACGAUAAGGGUGAUACUACUGUGGCAUUAGUAUCUGAUGGCAGUGUUGCCACUCCAUUUGAGCGACCUCAUUCUUCAAAAAUGCAAUUGAAGACUCGAAAGGCUUUCUGGCCAUUUAUCAAAUUUUUUGAAAUAUUAUUAAAACCUACUGGUAAAGUGACCGAUGACGUUUAUGCAUACAUGUUUUUUUGUGAUUUUUUCAACUUCCUUGUUGUGAUAUUUGGCUUCGCUUCAUUUGGGUCAUCCCAAGGAGAUGGCGGAGUGUCCCAGUAUUUCGAAGAAAACAAAGUGCCUAUUCCAUUCCUGGUUAUGUUAAUACUUCAGUUUGCAUUGAUUAUUAUUGACCGAACUCUCUACUUGAGAAAAUUUAUUUUGGGAAAGAUUAUUUUUCAGUUUAUUCUUGUUCUUGGUAUACAUGCCUGGAUGUUCUUUGCUCUCCCAGCUGUUACACAAAGGAAUUUCAAUGCAGCUAUCCCCCCUCAAAUGUGGUAUAUGGUAAAAUGUUUAUAUCUUCUACUUUCUGCAUAUCAGAUUAGAGUUGGCUAUCCUACUCGAAUAUUGGGAAAUUUCCUUUGCAAGAGUUAUAACUACAUUAAUAUGUUCCUGUUUAAAGUGUUCAUGAUGGUUCCUUUUGUAUUUGAACUUCGAGCUUUGAUGGAUUGGAUUUGGACUGAUACAUCAAUGACUCUAUCAGACUGGUUAAAAAUGGAAGAUAUAUUUGCUCAUGUUUUCCAAUUAAAAUGUCAGAGAAGAGCUGAGAAUGAAUAUCCACAACCAAGAGGGGAAAAGAAGGCUAAUAUUACGAAAUACAUCAUGGGCGGGGGAUGCCUCAUGGGAAUCAUUGCGGUUAUUUGGUUCCCAUUGGUGCUGUUCGCUCUAGGUAACACCGUCGGAGAGCCUAACCUACCCUCAGAGGUGACCGCGUACCUCGAGAUUGGUUCAUUUUUACCAGUGUACAAAUACACUGUCAGGAACAACUCUAUUGAUAGUAUUACUGCUCAUGAUUGGGAGAUUUUUAGUAAUGCCUACCAGAAAUCUAGAUCUGCUCAAACAUUCCUUUCCAACUAUGAAUAUGAAGAUGUUGGAGUGGUAUCUUUUGCUACCAAUUCAGGAAGUCAGUGGUCAAUAUCACCGCCUGCUAUUGAACUCCUUCGGAAAGAGUUAGCUUCAAGUGAGCCGGUCCUUAUCAGGUUUGGUUGGACAAUUCAUCGAGUGACAAGUAACCCUGAGGAACCUCCUAAGGCAGAGAACAGCAUCACGUCCUGGCUAAUGCCAAACGACCCAGUGCGAGUGUCUUUAGAAAAGGUAUUUGAGAGCGGUAGCACUUACGAAGAGAAAAUACUUCUGAGGAAUAUGAUGCCCAAAUUCAUCAAAGUGACUAGCAGAGGCACUGCUAAUCCAAUUGAUAAUUUGAUGAUUUAUGAUGAUGAAUCACAUUCUACUCAACUUUUAAGAAAUGUUUCUAUAAAACCGGUCCACAGCCCUACGGUCCCAUGGUUCUGGGACCUUUAUGAACAAUGUGAUGAUUCUACUUAUGAAAAUCUUCUUAAGUAUCUACCUCAUAAUGAUUGUGAAAAUAAGGUUGUAAUUUACACUUUCAACGAUAAAGCGUUUCCUGCAACUCUGAAUCUCAUCUCUGGAAAGGGAAUUAUCGGAUUGUACACCACAUUUGUAAUCGUCAUACACUCUGUAAUCAGAGGAUUUUUUACUGGAAUAUCAUUCAAAAUUAUGUUUGAUGACAUGCCUAAUGUCGAUCGAUUGCUCCAGCUAUGCUUGGAUAUUUAUCUUGUGAGAGAGAGCGGCGAUUUGGAUCUUGAAGAGGACCUCUUUGCGAAAUUGGUCUUCCUAUACAGGUCUCCAGAGACGUUAAUAAAGUGGACGCGGCCUCCUGAAGAAAUAGCCGAAGAUGAACAAGACGCUCCACCUGAACUAAAUGAUUAAAGAAUCUCAAUGAUCGCAGCUAUAAAGCUUUUUAAAAGUUUUAAAAUUUUUACCCAGCAGAGAAUAACCAUCUUGAAGUUUGUUGGAAAACUAACUUUAUUAUUUUUUAAAACUUAUUCCUGUUACUUGGGUUUUCUCAAGGAAAAAAAUUAAAAUGCCGUGCCUUGUCAGAAAUGUAAGGAUUUUAUAAGAUGUAUUAGUGUGGUAUUUUUUAUAAAAGGAAAUUAAUGUGUUGAAUUUAAAUUGUUUGGAAUUCUUUGAGUUUAUAUUAAAUUUUGACUUGUACUAGAAACACAAUUUUUGUUAUGAAGUGGAUUACUGUCAACAUUUAUUUGUUUUACGAGCCUAUGGAAGGUAUGUAAUGUGUAAAUGCUUUUAUGUCAUCUCUCGUAGUUACAUUUUACACUAACUACUGUUAUUGAGUUACAUUAUUAACAGCUCGUUUUAUAUCCUAAAUGUAAAAGUUUUAGUAUGGCUUUCCUUAAAAAUUUUAUCAUACUCUGAAAUUGUUUGCUUGGUGUUAUUGAAUAAUUAUCAUUUUUAUGUAACACAAAAUAUAUUUUUAUGUUAAUUUAUUUACAAAAUCAUGUUAAUCAAUGUUACAUAUUAUUAUGUUUUAUUUUAUGAAGUUUCUGUGAUAAGCUGUUAUAUUUAUAAUCAUUUAUGAUUUUUUAAUUUAAUUUAUUAUUAAGGUGGCACUAACUAACUAGUUACAACUGUAAGGUGUAAAAAUACAUUAUUACAGCCUUAAGUCUAAUCUUAUAAUCCAAUGCUUUGAUUGAAUGACAGUUUAAGGUAGAAAUAUAAAUUAAAAAAAAAAAAAGUCAACCAAUGUAGUUCCUUUUUAAGAUAAAAAAAGCUCUUUAGUUUAUUUAUUAUCAAAUUUAAGUUCUGAUAAUUAAUGAAAAGCUGAUGAAGUAAAGUGAGUUAAGUUGCUAUGAUAUGAUUUAUGGAUAGCAUAAUUUUGGCCAAAUCGAUAACCUUAAUACUCAUUUAAAGGUUUCAAAUCUACCAUCUGCUAACUUGAUAUGUUGUGGCUGGUUCCAAUUCGCACAAAUUAAGUGACUAAUGGAAAAUACAUUAGGUAAUGUUAUUUAUAUUGUACUGUGUACCAUUUAAAUUUCUUGUGCUAAAUGACAUUCAAUAAGUUAUUGUUAAAUUUUAGGAGCAGUUCUUACUGUUAUUAAUUUAUAUAAAAUUGUUGUAUUAAUAAUUUACAAUGGCAACUGUACACCAAACAUGUUUUGUAAUUUUCAUUGAACUAUUAAUGUUUAAUAAAUUUUUAUAUUAU